Molecule: messenger RNA, 1520 nt
Organism: Solenopsis invicta (red fire ant)
Lineage: Eukaryota; Metazoa; Arthropoda; Insecta; Hymenoptera; Formicidae
Product: COMM domain-containing protein 5
Exons: 4
Coding region: 81-704 (207 amino acids)
Cellular component (GO): nucleus
Source: RefSeq, a predicted model, not a curated record
AAUAAGUUCCAUUUUAGAAAUUUUUGGUUAAGUUAUCAAUUGAAAAACAUCAAAGUUCCUUAAACAUCAUUGUAGCAAAAAUGACAUCUUCUCUUCAAACACAACUUUUUAGUGCUUUAGGGAACAAAACAAAAUAUCUUGCGGAAUUGAAGAAAACAUUCGCACGUCCAUUAAUACAACUUGCAGUGAAAGCAAUAGAACUGGAGCAUAUAGAAGAAGGUAUACUAGAACGGAUAAGUAAGAAAUAUAAUAUACCUGAAGACCUUGUAGACGAAUAUUAUGCUGCUAUUCUUACAAUUUUGAAAAUACAUCUACGUUCACAAUGUCACAACACUAAACCUGCAGAAUUUAAGCAAUGCUUGGAAGAACUGAAACUGAAUUCAGAUUGUGUGGAGGACUUAUCCUCUGUGAUUUACGGUCCAAAACAAGCAGACCUACUAUCAGGCUUAAUUCAGAGAACAAAGUUUAAUCCACAACUUGUAUCUUGCAAAUGGCGUGUAGAUAUCACUAUCUCGUCUAAUAUAUUAAACAGAGUGCUAGAGCCAAAUAUCACGAUGGAAUGGAUUUUCAAUACAGGCGAAUGUGUAACGUUUGAAUUAUCUCUGGCAAAGUUUCACCAACUGAGGCAUACUAUAGCUACGAUCCUUGUUGCAUUGCAAUCGUUGGAGCGGCACAGCAUUUUUAAAACUAUUCUGUCUAGUUGAUAGUGAUAACCAUUAUAGUUAAUCUCAUUACUAAGAAAAGGUUCCCAACUCGGAAAUACAAAAAAUUUUUUGAAACUUUGGCAAUAUAUAGUGGAUAGCUUGACGUAGAAUAUUUUUUUAUUUGAAUUUAUCCUCAAAAAGUAAAAUCAAACUUUCAAAAAAUUCUUCUGAUUUUUUGUUUUAUAUUAUUCAUUAACAAGAGAUAGAACAAAAUUUUAUUAAAAAAAUUUAUUUUACUGAUAUUUAUAGAUUAUCGUAAAAUUAUAAAAUUUAUCAAAAUAUAAUUAGUAAUAAAAUAAAAAUGAAAGAUGGAUCAAUUUUUAGGGGUUGGUUUUACUCUGUCAAGAUGACUUUGAACAGAGAGAUAGUACCUAUCAAGAUAUCCUCAAUGUAUUAUCAAAGUUUCAAAUUUUUUUAAAUUUCGGAAUUAAGACCUAGAUUUCCUUGUAAGAGUAAUUCUGCGAAACACCAGGAUUUGCUCUAUAAUGAUUUAUCAUUCUAAAUAUGAAAAUUAUAAGUGUUUACGUUUUUAUUUGCUUAAUUCAUAUAUUAUCACCCCUAUAAUAAACUGUUAUUUGUUGUUGCUUUGAUAUCAAAAUGAAGGACAUUAAACAUGAUGUCUGAUGUUACUUUGAUAUCAAAACGACAACAAAUAACAGCAGUUUGCUAAUGCAUAUAUUGUAUCAUAUUGUAAAAAUUAUUUACAUUAUUGUAAUAUUAUAAAUAACUCCAAUUUUAUCAAUAUGUUUUAACAAUCUCCAGUAUAAUAAUACAAGUAUAUUUUCGAAUUAAUAAAAACAUUACCUUAUAAUGUUA